Eimeria acervulina is the source of this 672-nucleotide messenger RNA. RefSeq lists its product as hypothetical. The record is from RefSeq and is a predicted model, not a curated record. The transcript is spliced from 3 exons. Lineage: Eukaryota; Apicomplexa; Conoidasida; Eucoccidiorida; Eimeriidae. The coding region runs from base 1 to 672 and encodes 223 amino acids.
AUGAACAGCAUCGCCAACAGCCUUAGCAGCAACAGCAACAGCAGCACCACCACCAGAAGCAGCCUCAGCAUCUACAGUCUGAGCAGCAACAGCCUCCGCAGCAGCAGCAGCAGCCCCAGCAGCAGCAACAGAAGCAGCUGCAACAGCAGGAACAGGAGCAGCCCCAGCAGCCGCCCCAGCAGCAGCAGCAACCCCAACAGCAGCUCCAGCAACAGCCCCGGCAGCAGCCCGGGCAGCAGCCUCAGCAGCAGCCUCAGCAGCAGCCUCAGCAGCAGCAACAGCAGCAGCCCCAGCAGCAGCAGCAGCAGCAGCAGCAGCAGCGGACUGCAAUGCGUGACGAGCCUCUCUCCUUCUGUGGCGGCACGCCGAGGCCGAGCACAGCUUUCACUGUCUCCAGUGACCCCCCAGCAGCAGCUGCAGCAGCAGCAGCAACAGCAGCAGCAGCAGCAGCAGCAGCAGCAGUUCACUAGAAUUCCGUUGCUUAAGGCCAGAGAGCAGUCAAUUCAGCAGAGUUGGCGUCAGCAACAGCAGCAAAUGCUGCUGCUACACGAGCAGCCAUCAUACGAAGCAUCAGAAGCAGCAGCAACAGCAGCAACAGCAGCAACAGCAGCAACAGCAGCAGCAGCAGCAGCAGACCCUGGUGCAGCACAGUAUUGCCGUAGGCGUCCUUAG